CACAGAAUGACCAAAUGCUAUAUGUGGCGAGUAUGACUGUGUGAUCGUACGUGUCUGUGAAAUAGAGACAAAGAAAAUUGUUUUCCACUAGUUUUUCUGCGUAAAAGAAAAGAGAGGACUACAGAAGAACCUGAAAAAUUACACACACGUUAUUGACAUCUUAUUUUCCUAGUGUUGAGAAUCUUGCUGUGUGCAUGUUGAGGGCUGACCUUCAUGGCGUCUCUGACCAGCUCUUCCUCCAGCCGCUCCUCCUCUUCCUCCUACCGUUCCUCGUCUCGCUACAGCAGCUGCAGCUCCUUCAGGUCGGAGGAGUCCGCUGGGGGGCAAACGCUCGCCCCCCUGGGGUCCCCCCUGGGACCCCUGCUGGAGCCCUUCCUGGAUCCCGCAGCGCCCCACAGCAUGUUCGGAGAGGAGGACACCGUGGGGACUCUGUGUCGGGCCCCCUUCAGCCGACACCGCAGGGAGUCUCACGGUUACCAGGGGCCUACAGGGGGCGCUGUGUCGGGCCGGCCGGCCAGCAUGGGAGCGGUCAGGUCACUGGGGGACAGCUACUCCAUGUCAGCCGACGUCAGCCAGUUUGAACCCCACGACGUCGUUGUGAUGGCCUACAACCACCACAUAGUCAUCCACGCAGAGAAGGUGCUGGAGGACGGGAGCAUUAGUAACACGUUUACCCACAAGUCCCUGCUCCCAGAGGACAUGGACCCGCUUUCGGUCAGCGGCACGUUGACCCCCGAGGGCAUGCUGGUGGUCAGCGUGAGGAGGACUACACCCAUGGAGGGGCCUGAGCCCCCCGCCCCCACCUACUACUCGGAGGCCCACCUUUAGCCCCACCUUCCUCCAAUCUUUGACUUCCCACAGCUUUACUUUUAUAACGACUAGUCAGUGACACCAUCUUCGAGAUUUCUCUACAUUUGCAUUGAGGUUUUUAUAAAUUUGAAUAAAAUUGAUUUAUACAUUUACAUUAUUGUUUUGGUUCAGGGGUUUAGGAUGUCAUUCUGUACAAGCGAAGAAGGAAAUGCAAAGCUGUAAAUUUGUUUAUUUUCUACAAGGAUGUAACUGUAGAAACACGUUUACUGUGGAUAGGAGAUGUAGUAUGACCUAAAACAGCCUAGCAACCAAUAACAACACUGUACAGGCGUGGGUUUUUAAUAAAUAACAGACUCGACUUUCUAUCUUUUGCUCCGUCAACAAUGAACAUGGGUAGAAGCGGCCGAACCCUGGACAGUAAUUGCUCUGACAAGAGGUUUUAACAGAUGAGAAAUGAAAUCUCAUGCUUGUCAUAACUCAUAAACUCUUUCCAUCU
Hypomesus transpacificus is the source of this 1306-nucleotide messenger RNA. Its product is annotated as heat shock protein beta-7-like. The record is from RefSeq and is a predicted model, not a curated record. Lineage: Eukaryota; Metazoa; Chordata; Actinopteri; Osmeriformes; Osmeridae. The transcript has 3 exons. The coding region runs from base 214 to 828 and encodes 204 amino acids.